Molecule: messenger RNA, 2367 nt
Organism: Periconia digitata
Lineage: Eukaryota; Fungi; Ascomycota; Dothideomycetes; Pleosporales; Periconiaceae
Source: the annotation of a GenBank genome assembly
CGACACGACAUCCCCCCACCCUCAACUCCCUCCCUCUCCCUCUUCCUCCCCGCAGCUUCGUUCACCAUGGCCGAAUACAAGCUGUCGGCUUCCCUUCGUGGCCACGAAGACGACGUCCGCAGCGUCAUCUUCCCUAGUCCAUCCACCGUUGCCUCGGCCUCUCGUGAUUCCACCGUAAGGGUCUGGUCUCUCCAGUCAUCCAACCCUCCCAACUUCGACAGCGCCAUAAAGGUACACGGCACCGCAUUCGUCAAUGCUCUGACCGUAGUACCCCCAACAGCCGACUUCCCUCAAGGCCUCAUUGUCUCUGGCGGCAAAGACCAGAUCAUAGAUGUGCGCCAGCCUACGAAAGCCCUGGGUGAGGAUGCCGAUGCCCUGUUGAUUGGCCAUGGAAACAACAUCUGCGCUCUGGAUGCUAGUCAAGACGGGAAGCUGAUAAUCAGCGGUGGUUGGGACAUGGAAGCCAGAAUCUGGACGGUGGGCAAGUGGGGAGAUUCUACGCUGCUGAAGGGUCACCAAGGUUCCGUGUGGGCCGUUCUUGCAUACGACGCAUCCUCCAUAAUAACGGGUUGCGCUGACAAAGAAAUCCGCAUCUUCUCACCCACGGGCCAGCUCACCAAAUCCAUAAAAACUGGCGACGUUGUGCGAGCACUAUGCAGACUCCCUGCCAAUCAUCCCUCGGGAGCACAGUUCGCUUCGGCAGGCAAUGAUGCCAUUAUACGCUUAUGGACCCUGGACGGUCGUCAAGUUCACGAACUGCAAGGGCACGAGAAUUUCAUCUACUCCCUCGCUGCGUCUCCGGAUGGACGUUUGGUCAGCUGUGGAGAGGACAGGACAGCAAGGAUAUGGGAAAACCAGCAAUGUAUCCAGACCAUAACCCACCCCGCCAUUUCGGUGUGGACUGUUGCGAUUUGUCCCGAAAAUGGCGACAUCGUCACAGGUGCAAGUGACAAGAUCGUGCGCGUAUUCUCGCGGGAUCCUGCGCGCCACGCCGCCCCUGCAGCUAUCGCACAGUUCUCUGAUGAUAUCAAAGAAUCGUCGAUACCACAGCAACAAAUAGGGGGCAUCAACAAAGAACAAUUGCCUGGUCCGGAGUUCCUCACCCAAAAGUCGGGUACCAAGGAAGGCCAGACUCAGCUGAUCCGCGAGGCCAACGGUAAUGUUUCGGCGUACCAGUGGUCCACGGCAGCAAGCGAGUGGGUGAGCAUAGGCACCGUUGUGGACCAGGCCGGCAGCAGCGGUCGCAAGAUCUCACACAACGGCAAAGAUUACGAUUAUGUCUUCGAUGUCGACAUUGAGGAAGGGAAACCUCCACUCAAGCUGCCAUAUAACCUGUCGCAAAACCCCUACGAAGUCGCGCGAAAGUUCUGUGAAGACUACAAGUUACCACUCACUUACUUGGAUCAAGUUACCAAUUUCAUUGUCCAAAACACUCAAGGGCAGACCUUGGGACAAUCAGCUCCUGCUCAAGGUGUGGAUCCAUGGGGUUCCGAGUCACGCUAUCGUCCAGGGGAUGCAGCUCCUGAGACUCCCGCCCAACCGCCUGCGUCAAGACCCAAAAUCCUUCCGCAAAAGGGUUAUCUGGAUAUUCUAACCGCAAACCACUUGCCCAUUUUCAAGAAAUUGCAAGAGUACAACGAGGCGCUCGUGAAAGAGGGUCGCAAAGACGUCUCGUUGAACCCAUCAGACAUUGAACACUUGAAACAGGCUGUAGACCGCCUACAAAAGGGCAAUGAAAGUGUUCCGCCCGAUGCGGUAGAUCUAAUUCUCAAGGCCGCUACAGAGUGGCCGGCCGACAAGCGUCUUCCGGCUUUGGAUCUUCUCCGCCUGCUAUUCGCGGAUCAAUACAACACAGCCUUUUUGUUGAAGGAGCGUGAUCUCCUCCAGCGGCUAGGAAAUUCCGGUGCAUUCGAGGCUGAUUCACCGCCAAACAACACCAUGAUGGCGGUUCGGGCCAUUGACAACUUCUUCAAGACUGAGGUCGGCCGGGCUGUUGCUGAUGACGAGUUCGAUCAGAUACUUGGUUUCGUCAAACCCUUUCUUGCGUCUCCGAAUCGGAACCUUGUCAUCGCUGUGACCACGUUAUACAUCAACUACUCUGUUUUCCUAACAGAGCAGGGCAAUGCCGACCGAACGUUGCACUUGUUGGACGACCUCAACAAUAUUUUGCUCUCAGCGAAAGAUUCAGAGGCUGUUUAUCGCGCGCUAGUUGCUACUGGAACGUUGCUCAGCCUGGGCAGUGAUUUCUGUGAAGCUGGUCGGGAUAUUCUUCGGCUUGGCACUGCCAUCACCACCGCCGAAAGCAGAGUCAAGGAGCCCCGCAUCAAAAACGUGGUAGCGGAGAUUCGCGAAAAACUCGAGGCGUGA